AUGUCCAAGGCAAAACGAAAGAGCCGCGGCUCGCGGGGCAGCCUCGUGGACGAUGAUGAAAUCGCCGGCCUGCCGUGGCGGCCCUUCGUGGUCCUGCUGAAACCGACCGACGGCGCCAAGAAGAGCGUCGACGCGGCCCUCGCCACGCUAACGCCUCUGAGUGACCAGGACGUCGCGGGGACGCGCGUCGAACUCGUGGCGAAGAGCCAGUUGAGUAGCGGCGGCAAGCUGAGCAAGGCCCUGGCCGCCAAGAUCCAGCGCGACCGGCGCCAGGGCUUGCGGGACCGCCUCGAUCAGGAGGCCGAGAGGCUAAAAGCGCUGAAGAAGGCCCGGAAGGAGCGGGAGAAGCGCAAGUCGCGCGGCGACAUCCUCGAUGACGACUCGGAGCUGUCCUCGGUCAAUCCGAUCACUCAGGAACGGGAAGCCCGAGGCGCGCCGGACAUCGUCUACGUACUAAAGGAUUUCCCGGCCUCAAAAGACGAGGCCGACGACCUGAUAUCAAAUGAAAACGUGUUGGAUGCAAUUGUUACUAUUGUUCAGAACGAGGACGGCGGGAGCGGUGGCGGCAUCGCGUACCCCCAUUCCAAACCCCAAUUGGCCUUCGAUAUUUUACCUCUUGCAAAUUUGGAUCACGACGCCGAGGCCGAGUCCGCUUCUCAAACAGUUCCGCUCAAUGCCACAAAAAUCGCCAAGGCCCACAAAGAAUCUAGAGAUGCGCAGUGCCUGACCGAUCCACUAAAGAAGCCGCCUCAACUAGUAAAAGCUUUAUAUGAUGCCCAACGAGAAAAGCAGGACGCCUGGAACGACGUCGCCUUCCUCGAGAUCGCGUUAACCCCCGUCGAAGCGGCGAAGAGCCCGCAAGGGGGCGGCGGGUCGUUUGACGACCACAAGAGGAAGGAAGAGGAAGCCGCGAAGAAAGCCCUGGAGGCCGCCAAAAAGUGGCUCUUCGACAUCACACAACAAUUGGUCGCGUUCGGGUGCGGCCACUGCGCUUUCAAGUCGUAUGUGAGACAAGUGGUGAGUGUGGACGUCCCGUCCGAGGACAAGGAGAAGGUGAAAAGCACGCAACGAGCCUGCGACACCGUACUCCAAUCGAGGGGUUCUGGAUUACAGUCGAGACCGGGCACGGCCUCGUCCUCGUUAUCUUUAUCUCGUACGAAGACGCCCUGGGAGCUUUGUGGUCGAAGGCAGCGCUACGCCGAACUUGCCUCAAAUAUCCCCGAGGCGGCGUGCACGGUCGGCGUGCUGCUGUACUGCCUGCUCGAAGCGGUCGUGACGGGCGGCGACGCCCCGCGGAGCGACGACGACCCGCCCGCGGCCUCGCCCCUAGCUGCUUUAUUGCCGCACGCCUCUUCGGUACUACCCAUCGCUACGACUCCCGAACGGGCCGAGGCGGCCCUGAGCGGCGACUUUGAAGCCUCGGACUUAACGUUCGACGGUCAUGAUAUCCAAGGAUUGCGUUUAGCGAGAGCGGAGCAGCGACGUUCUUCGGAAGAAUGCCUGGGGAGCCGCCUGCUACUUGCGCUAGAUAGGGCCGCGCACGCCCGGAUGAAUUUGAUACAAGGCGGCCGCGACCGCCUCCCCGUCGUCGACGAGGAGGGCGACGAGGGAAGAGCCAUCAAGCGCACGGAGCUCCAGGCCUUCACGACUUAUUCACCUAAUGAUGUGGAUAAUUAUAGACAGCGCUGCGUUUUUGAUGAAUUACUGGAAAAUGCGUUUGUGGAAGAGACGGUCGACGGGCGCAUCGCUUCGAUCCACGACCGGACCGUAGCCGAGAAGAUCUCGUCCUACAGUCUGCAGCAGGUGCUGAAGAGUGAACACGCCGACGAGUCGACCUUCCUCCAGAGCUACUACGCGCCCACUGAUGAGUUAUUAUUGAUAGCGCACCAGCCCACGGCCCGAGGCAGGUGCGGCCAGGUCGUCUGGGACCCGACACUAGGCGCGCGGCCGUCCUACGCGGGUUGGCACGCCAAUGCGAAACGUUCAAAUGAUAAAAUAGAUGUACAUGAUAACGGCUUCCUGACGCCGCGGUCCACGGCAGCUCGGACUGCCCGCGUCGUGCCGCCCGAUCUGGCAAAGCUCCAAGAAAGCACUACAUUAUUGUUCCCGGCGGACCAUUCAUUAGUUCGACUGCGGACGAUGGGCGAGGCCUACGGCUGGCUUUCGGUGCGGAAGAACGGCACCGUGUUUGGCUUACGAGCGCGGGACAACGGCGCGAACGCGGCGCGGCGCGCCAAGGGGCUGUCGGUCCAACAAACCGAUACCCAAGGUUUCGCGGCGGACUUCGCUUGUGAGUUUACGGACGGUGCGCGCGUCACGGCCGUCAAGGAGACGAGUGUUGUACUCAGAAGCACGGACGUCUCUGGAUUAACGGUGGACGUCGGCUGCGACGGUUCGGUGAGGAUGCGCCACGUCGGUGUGGGACCCGGUGCACCGGCUUGCGUCGCCGACGAAAAGGAGCGCGUGGUCUGCGGCGGCGGCGUCGUGGUACGGCGGCUGCGCGACGGUUCUGCCCAAUUACUCUUCGCGGACGGGAGCGUGGCUCGACAGGACAGCGACUCGACGUCGUCUGAUGACCUCGAGUGGGCGCUCUUGGAAGGCGCCUGCGUCAAGGACGCCGCGACGGGCGCCCGGGUCUGGAUGAGAGGCGAUACUUCAUUAACAAUCUUCGAGGACGGCGUUGUGCUCGCCAAGCACGCGGACGGGACGAUAAUUCGGACGUGCGAGCACCACGUCAUCGUCGAAUGCCCGGGCCUGGCCGCCGUGGAGAUCGAUACGGAUAUCGACGCGACGGCGACGGCCCACGCGCAGGGCCAUCAAGUGGCUGUGGCCAAGGGAGGCGAACGGAUUAGGUGUAGAGUAGCAUUACCAGAUGGCUCGCGCGUCGUCGCGACCUACGACACGUCCGUGACGGCUACCGUGCGGGGCCGCCUGGCUUUGUUAAGGCCGGAUCGUACCGAGAUAUUAGCUCAAGACGACGGCCUUAUUACCUUGAGACCGCCCGAGCUCUACCAGGGCGGCUCCGUGAAAGCGCGGGGCGAGCACCACCCCUACGGGUUGUUAGCGCCCUGGUGCGAGGCCCACGACGACGACGAGUCUGAUGAUGAGGCCAAGUCGGAGCCGGACACGGCGGCCGGCGCCUACCGCUUCGACUGCGUUGCUGGUAGUAUGUCUUUGGAGGACCCGGAAUACAACAUAUUUAAGGCUCAUUUGUGCGGGAAGCAGGCGGGCGACGUCGAAGUGGAAUUAGCUGGUGUGUCCGCGGGCGUCAAGGCCGAGGCCGUCGUCAACUCGCCCGUGGCGCCGCGGUGCUUCUGCAUCGGGAGGGAUGGCUCCGCGGUCGAGCUGCUCCGGGAUUCCGACGUGGCUGAUUUGACAAGAGACGUUGAGGCCCGCAAAGUGCUACCCGUCGCCUUCGGGCGGUCCGCGGACCCGCAUGCCACGGAAGACCACUGCCUCGACGAUUGCGAUCGGAAGGGCGGCGUCUCGAGUGCGCUUACGUCCUACGAGGUGCUCGCCUCAUCAAAUCUCUUCGAGAGCACCUUCGGGACGGGGCGGGCGUGGACCGCGUACGCGCCGCCGCCCUCCGCUCUUGUGGAUGCGCCUUCACAACCUUUAUCGACGGUGAAGCCGACCGUGCGCGUCUCGAGAGUGCUGGUGGAGACGCCGUCACUCAAUGAAGAGGACCGCGCCUCCAUACAAGAUUCGUUGAAGAAAUGCGACGAGUGGCGGCGCGAGCGGGAAAUUCAUAUAGAUCGCUUCGCCGUCGACGAUCCGCGCAACGACGCGACGCUCCAAAACGAGCGCGCCGUCCAGAAGCGGUUGAAGCUAGCCUACAAGGCGGCCCGGCAAGCGCGACGGCGGCGCGCGAAACGCCGCGAGCAGGAGCGCAUGUCGCGCGAGAGCCGCGAAUCCGUGUCGACGCGCGCGUCGACGCCGGCGUUUUCCAGCGACGGGAUGUCCGAGGUCGGCACGGCCACCGAAACGAUGACCAUCGGGAGCUUCAGCGACUCCGAAGCGCCGCCGCCCGAGGACUCGCCGAACACGGCCUUCGCGCGGGAGGUCUUCGUGGGCCAGGUCCUCGAGGCCAUCGAAGAGCAGGAGGAGGCGGCGCGGCUCUACGCCCUGGCGCCGGCACCUGCUGCUAUCGCCUGCGCGCCGGCGCCGGCGCUCGCGCCCGCGCCGGCGCCGGCGCCCGCGUCGCUGCUGGAGGACAGCACGGUGUUUUCCGAGACCGAGGGCGAUACCAAAACCGUCGAGGCGCCGCCGCCCUUCGACCCGUCGCGGGACGGGUCGCUCGGCGUCGAGCGGUGUCGCCACGCGCUCGUGGAGAUUCUGGGGCGGAACGUCACGGAGGAAGCGAUCGCCAGUAAGAUGGAAGAGGACGAGCGCGACGCGUCGCAAAUCUCGUUCGGCGACUUCCGCUGGCUGCUGGCGGAGUGCGAGAACGACUUCGACGCCGCGGACGAGGCCGAGGAGGAGGCUAAGCGCCUACGGGCCCUCGAGGCGGAGCAGCGGCGACAGGACUAUGAAGAUGAGGUCCAGGAGCGGUCCAAGGAACGGGGCCCCCAGGCCCGCGGUUUGCUGCCCAUGGGCGCGUUCUGGGAGACCGAGGACGGCAAGGAGCUCAUGGCGACGCUGCCGCCCUACGAGGGGCGGAAGAAGACAAGGGAAGACAUGCGCAAGGCGUCCACGGACCCGACACCCAUCUCGAAAUUAGCCCAACAGCUCGAGGCGGAGAUGUACGCGCGGCUGGAAGCGCAGAAGAACGCGCCGGCGCCCGCUCCGGAAAUUCCGGACUCGCCGCUGCCCGCUGGUAGCGCCGUCCAGGCCGUAAAAAAGCGCACCAAAAGGCGCGACCCGCCGCCACUGACCGUCCAGCCGCAAGUCUGCGAGAUUCCGUCGGCGGCGCUGGGCUGCGUCUACGACAUCCCUUUAUCAAUAACGGUGCGGCCGGGCGGCAAGGUGCGCAUCGACGUGUCCUCGAAAAACCUGAGGGUCGUGGAGCGGCCGCGCCAUUCCAUUAGUCCGGGAGAAACGGAGGAGGCGCUCCUCGAAUACACCGCGGGCUCGCAGGGGCCCAUCCAGGAGUUCGUCGACGUGCUGGCGCAGUUCGGGACGGUGCGCGUGCCGAUCGUGGGGUGGGUGGAUGCGCCUCAGGGAGGGCCAUGUAGCCCUAGCACCGUAACAGAAUCAUGA
Molecule: messenger RNA, 5199 nt
Organism: Pelagomonas calceolata
Lineage: Eukaryota; Pelagophyceae; Pelagomonadales; Pelagomonadaceae
Source: the annotation of a GenBank genome assembly